AUGGCCUUCGUAUUAGAGACUGUUCUACUGUUUUUAUUUCGACUAGCGUUCGCUCGAAACACGCAAGAUAUCGAAAUUGUUUUAUUGCCAUUAUGGAAUGCAGAAGAUAACGCGAAGAUUCCCCUGAGUUUCAAGGCUUUCGACCAGUCUGUCGAAUUAGCAUUGCACAGAAAUGAUAAGAUCACAGCACCUCGAUUUAAAGCCUGGAAACACAGCGAUGCAGACAGUAUGGAGGAACUGGCAGAGUUUGGUAAAUCAGUUUCGUGCCAUUACCUCCAUCGAGAUGAUGUUAGUUCCGCGGCUGUGAGUAUCUGCGGAGAACGCGGAGUGCAUGGUCUCGUUUUCCUAAAGAACGUCACGUUAGAGAUUCAGCCGCUUCAGAGCCAGGAGAUCUCAUUCAUUGACGAUCAUUACGUACGACGACGUUCAGAAAUAUUUGGAGAGCCUCACAUCGUCAAAAGAGCCCACAGCACUUUCGCGUUUUUCGCGGAUGACGCGAAUUAUCACGCUCAGCCUCAUAAUUACAUAACAGACGGAAACGAGGUCGGAGAACCGGUUGAGAACUUACCGGAAGAUAACGUAAAUCGUAACGAUGCUUUGACGUUAGAAUUGGCAUUGUUCUUCGACGAGACUGGCUACAAUCUCUUCUCUCCUUUUUUCGAUGAUAAUUCCGACGGGAAGAUUCUCGACAUGCUGUUAGCCUACGUGAACGGCGUGCAGGCGAUUUAUCAUCAUCCAAGUUUAGGAAUUGCGAUCGACAUUUCCCUGGUUAGGCUGGAGAUCAUGCAGAAACAGCCUCGCGAUCUGCCGCAUCAUAACGGCGAACGAGGAAAGUUAUUAGAUUCCUUUUGCAAUUACGCGGUGAAGAAGAAUCCCGGCGAUGAGUUCCAUCCUAAUCACUGGGACAUGGGUCUGUACGUUUCUGGUCUGGAUCUUUACGUUACGGAGACUGGACGAAAAAAUAGUGCUACCAUGGGACUGGCGGUAGUAGGUGGAUUGUGCGUCGACCAAUAUUCUUGCGUUAUUGCCGAAUUAGGCGUGACGGAUCAAUUUGGCAAGCCUUUCCCAUCGGCAGGGUUCACAUCCGUGUACAUAGCAGCGCAUGAAAUCGGUCACAAUUUAGGCAUGCAUCACGACUCGACUGGAAACGCGUGUCCAAAAGACGGCUACAUAAUGUCGCCCAGCAGGGGAACCAAUGGCGAGACCAUUUGGUCGGAAUGUAGUCGGAACGUGGCUCAAAAGCUUCCGUAUACGAAGCCUUGUCUCAAAGACAGGCCAGCAGGCUCACUUACAAAUAAUCUGGAUCAUACCAAGUUCUUCAAUCUGCCAGGUAGGCAAUGGACCGCCAAAAUGCAGUGCGAAUUAUUCCUCCGUGACAAAGAUGCCACUGUAGCCACGUACUACAAUGUCUGUGAGUCUUUGCAAUGCAAGACCGUGCACAGAAGCGGUUAUUACUUCGCUGGACCUGCUUUGGAUGGGACUUAUUGCGCACCUGGCAAAGAGUGCCGCGGUGGCGAAUGUAGCAACGCCUUGCAGAUGUAUCCCGGUUUCAUUCAACCGGGAGGAUGGAGCGAGUGGAAGACAGGACCCUGUAAAAGUGGAUGUCUGUUGAGGUCGACCGGCGCUCAAACUAGGCAACGAUACUGCGACAGGCCAACGCCGAAGAACACAGAAACCGGUUGCCAGGGAUUGCACUACGACGUGCUCCUUUGCAGGGAUGAUAAUCUGUGCAAGAAGAAACGCAAGAGCACGAGCGAGUUCGCGACACUGAGGUGCGAGGAGUUCAGCGAAAAAUUGCCAGAAUUGGACGCGAAGGGUGGCGGGCUGCAGGCGCCGCACGAAACCGAAAGGCCGUGGAUGGCCUGCGCUAUAUUCUGUCGGCGAAAAGACAUAGCAUCUUAUUACACGCCGCGCGUGGAAUUAAACGACCUUGGCCUUGACCCAUACUUUCCAGAUGGCACAUGGUGUCACGCCGAGGAGGGACAAAAUUAUUUUUGUCGCCAGCAUCACUGCCUGCCGCAGAGCUUUCGUUUCGAGAAAACACUGUUAAAUGACCGUCAGCGGAACGACGACUUCGAAUUUGGGCCUCAAAACGCACAUGCCGGCGGCCUUCGUCUUGACGAUCAGAUGAUCAAGUAUCUAAGCUUGGGCCCCGACGGAUUGCCCCUUUUGACCUCUCUGUCGUACGGUAUUGGGUUUCCGCCAGACGAGGACGAAUGGAUCGAUAAAGAUUACGUAGAGCUGGUGAAACCAACGGGGUGAGCUUUCUUCGAGUCGUCGCGUCGGAUAAGAGCGCGAACUGUUUCCUCAUUAAUUUUGCACGAAUACUUCACUAAUACGAUAUUACUCUCCUUCUGAAUUGUUGUUUAUUUUAUAAUUAUCUUUCCACUGACACCAAUAUUUCCAUUUCAUUCCGAUAAAUCAUAAAUCCCAAAGUCGUGUGAAUUUAUCGCGAAUCCGUAACAUGUGAUCGAUCAGACUGUAGUAUCAAAUUCAACUAUUUUUUAACAUGAAAGAAUUUACGAUUAUUAAUAUUAAAAAAUUUUUCCUGUCUUAUCUUCUCAUUAUUGUUUUCUCUACUUCAUGUACGAAGUAUAAAUAGAAAAGUACAUAUACAUGCACGUAUGAAAAAUGAAGGGUGUAAACCUCAUAUGUGAAUAUAUAUAUGUAUGUGUGUGUGUGUGUGU
This is a messenger RNA of Heterotrigona itama, 2687 nucleotides long. NCBI's taxonomy places the organism in Eukaryota, Metazoa, Arthropoda, Insecta, Hymenoptera, Apidae. The record is from the annotation of a GenBank genome assembly.